Molecule: messenger RNA, 7726 nt
Organism: Dendrobium catenatum
Lineage: Eukaryota; Viridiplantae; Streptophyta; Magnoliopsida; Asparagales; Orchidaceae
Product: serine/threonine-protein kinase ATR
Exons: 13
Coding region: 260-7279 (2339 amino acids)
Biological process (GO): telomere maintenance; DNA damage checkpoint signaling; protein phosphorylation
Cellular component (GO): nucleus
Molecular function (GO): protein binding; protein serine/threonine kinase activity
Source: RefSeq, a predicted model, not a curated record
UGAUUCUUCGGUUGGUGCUUGCCUUCAUGUACUGUAUUCAACUUGUCAAGAUGAGGUUGUCAAAUCCACGGCCAAUGAAAUAGUUGGUAUUUUCCCCAAAUCACUGCAAAGUACAGAAAGCCCUGAACUUCAGGUAGCAUUGUGUAGUGCGUACAUACGUAUUGCUAAAAUUUGUCCCUUAUAUAUAUGGAAGCCGGCACAGCUUAUUAGUGUACUAUACUCAUCAAAACCCUGUUUGUCUCUAAUCGAGUGUAUUCAAAUGGCUGCCUGUGUUCUGGAUUCAACUCAUGCUUGCAAUGAUUAUGUUAUUGGCCAAGGCAUUUCAGUUGUUAGUGGCAAAGAUUGUGAUGUUGCAAAAGUUGGUGAGAAAAGGUCUGCUCAGAACAAUCAUAUUGACAUAAAGAGACAAAAAACACAGGACAAAAGAACAUUUCCUACUGUUGAUGCUCAUAUUAGUUGUGAAUCCACUGCAUCUUCUACAUCUGAGAAUAAUAAGAGAAAUGUAAGUGAUCUGCAAAGUUCACUUUCCAAAUUUAUUGACUUUUCAAGACCUGAAAUAUCUGGGACUUCUCCUUUGCGGCCAGAAACUUCAAUAAUGUCUCUUAGUCUGCUUGCUAUUGCAUUUUGUCUAUAUCCAAAUGUCAGCUUAGCUACAAUCAUCUUUCAGCAGGUGUUUUCCUGGAUUCCAUGGAUAUGCCAACAGGAAAAAACUACCGGAUCACUUUCAUUUGGAUUGUCUAUUUAUUUGGUAGCAAUUCACAACAUAUUACUUCUGCAAGGCUCAGUUCACAAACAGUUGUUAUUUUUGAAGGGCGAUGGCUGCUUAGAUGAUGAAAGUGGGUUAAGCCAUUUCACUCCAAGAUACGAUGAUUUGAUUUAUUUGCUGAAAUUGGCAUGGACAAAUGAGACUGGUAUUUCUCUUGCUGAUCCUAUCUGGAAGAUUAAAUGCCUUUCUAUCCAGGUUCUCUCCAAACUUGGCCCCUCGAGUGUGGAAUGCAAUCUUGAGGUUCUGGACAUGGCUAUUACUGAUGAAGCUGAACAAGUUCGAGUUGAAGCUGCUAUUUCUUUACCUGUGAUUACUUUUUACUCUGGUCACCAAAUGCAAGAAAGCAUUUUUCAAAGAUUGGAGUCACUUUGUUCCGGCAAAAAUGAUGUGGUUGGCAGAUCAAUCAUCUAUUCAUUAGGCUAUUUGUCAUGCUUAUAUAACUCAUGCGUUUAUGCUGAUAACCCAGAUGGAAGCUAUUGCCAGUUGUUUAUAAAUAGUAGCCAUGAAAGAUAUUUUCAGACAAUAGAUCUUCUUUCUAGUGGGUUUUGGUGUUCCAAAUGUGACAGAGGAGUACAACACAGUGGAUCUUUCUUGUCCAUGUCUAAACUGCAAAAUAAAAAACUUGAUAUGAACAUUUCUUGCAUUAAUUUACCUUCCCUUUUUUUGCAAUUGCUUUACAAGGAGUCAACAGAAGUCUUCCUGGUUGCUUAUGUUCACGUCCUUCCCCGAAUCCUGAAGCAUGCAGAUCGGAGUAUUCUGCUCAGUACUAGAUGUAAAUGGAUAGAGUGUAUUGAUUAUUUGCUCCUCCACAAAAUUAGAGCUGUCAGGGAAGCAUUGAGUACUGAAAUAAGUUGCUUUCUCGAUAAACACAUUUUAGAGAUCUUGUUUAUUGAUGGAGAGACGAGCAACAAGACAAAAGAGCUGAAGUUCUUGGACAGAAUUAAGCAUGCUUUAGCCGGUACUGGGGAUCCAUUGGUUUUGAUGACUAUUUUGGAAACAAUUGCUGAGAUAAUGAAUUUUUGUGAUGUUCAUGGGCAACUUUUCUUGUACUCACUUGUUUUGUUUGUUGAUCAGCUUGAUAAUGAAAAUGAGAUGGUAAGAGUGACUGCAUCACGGCUUAUACACAAGUCAUUCUAUUUGAAUCUUAAAGGAGGAUUUGAAGUGAUAUUUUCAAAGUUCUUUCACAUUAGAGAUGGAUUAUUUGAAUAUCUCUCUGCGAGGCUUGUGAGCCGCCCUGCUAUGAUCCAUGAAUUUGCAGAGGCUGUUGUUGGAAUUAAAGCUGGGGAGCUUGUUGGAAGGAUGGUUCCUUUUGUUAUACCUAGGCUGAUUGUUUCACACAAAGUUGAUGAUCAUGCAAUGAUAACAUUGCAUGAGUUGGCGAACCAUUUAGAUACUGAUGUAGUACCCCUAAUUGUCAAUUGGCUGCCAAAGGUGCUCGCAUUUGCUCUUCUCCAUGCAGAUGGAGAGCAACUAACUUCUGUUUUAGAAUUCUAUCAUGUCCAAACAGGAUCUGACCAGAAGGAAAUUUUUGCUGCUGCUUUACCUGCACUUUUAGAUGAACUCUUAUGCUUUCCUGCAGAGGAGGAUAUGAAUGAAACUGAAAGAAGGACAGCAAUAAUUCCAAUGAUGGUCCAGCAGGUUUCUGUAAUCUUGACUGGAUCUGCUGACCUUCCAACUUUUUUAAAGAAUCACUUUGUUGGACUCCUUAAUAGCAUCGAUAGGAAAAUGCUGCAUGUUGACAGCCUUCAUCUGCAGAAACAAGCCCUUAGGCGUAUAGAGAAGUUGAUUGAGAUGAUGGGAUCUUACCUCAGUACUCAUGUUCCAAAAAUUAUGGUUCUUCUUUUGUAUGCUAUUGACAAGGAAGCACUUCAAUAUGAUAGUCUAAGUGUAUUGCAAGUAUUUAUCAAGCAACUAGCUGAACUCUCUCCAUCCACCAUUAAGCAUGUUAUAUCACAAAUUGUAGCUGCGUUUAUCCCAUGCUUGGAACGCCAUAGAGAAGCCCCUUCCUUUCAUUUGAGCAAAAUUGUGGAAAUUUUGGAAGACCUUAUUGUGAAGAACAGGUUGACACUACGGCAACAAAUACGGGAACUCCCACUUUUACCUAGUAUUUCAGUUUUGUCUGCGGUGAACAUGGUUAUUCACGAGGCAAGGGGAUCAAUGACUUUGAGGGAGCACUUGCAAGAUGCCAUUGAUGGUCUUAACCAUGAAAACUUAAAUGUAAGAUAUAUGGUGGCUUGUGAGUUGAGCAAGCUGUUUAAUUCGAGAAGAGAAGAUAUCACUGCCCUAGUAGCGGGGGAAGCCAUACUGGAUUUGGAUGUCAUUAGCUCUCUAAUCACAGCUUUGCUUAGAGGCUGCGCUGAGCAGUCCAGGACAGCUGUUGGCCAGAGGUUUAAAUUAGUUUGUGCGGAUUGCUUGGGAGCAGUUGGGGCAGUUGAUCCUGCUAAGUUUAAGGUUGUUUCUUGUCAACGUUUCAAAAUUGCAUGCUCAGAUGAUGAUCUUAUUUUUGAACUUAUAAACAAGCAUCUUGCAAGAGCAUUCAGGGCUGCAUCUGACACCAUUGUUCAGGAUUCAGCUGCUUUGGCCAUACAAGAGCUUCUGAAACUAGCUGGUUGCCAAGCAUCACUCAAUGAUGCUUCAGGUACAGAUUCCCCUGAGAUAAUUGAAGAAGAAAGUAGCAAAACAUACAAUGAGAUGAAUAAGAGGGGCCAGAGAUUUUGGGAUCGUUUUUCUAUUUACAUUAAGGAAAUUAUCGCGCCAUGCUUGACCUCAAGAUUUCAACUCCCAAACAUAACCGAUUCUACAUUGUUGGGCCCGAUUUAUCAUCCUUCCAUGUCAUUUCGAAGGUGGAUAUUCUCUUGGAUCAGAAAGCUUACUGCCCAUGCAACUGGGUCUCGUUUCAGUAUCUUUAGCUCUUGCCGUGGCAUAGUACGUCAUGACAUGCAAACAGCCACUUACUUGUUACCAUAUUUGGUCCUUGAUGCUGUCUGCCACAGCACUGUUGAGGGACGUCACAGCAUAACUGAAGAGAUUCUCUCUGUUCUCAAUGCUGCAGCUUCUGGGACCAGUGGAGCUACAUUUAAUGGAAUAAUUGAGGGACAGAACGAAGUCUGUAUCCAGGCUGUCUUUACUCUGCUUGAUAAUCUUGGGCAGUGGGUGGAUGACCUCAAACAAGAAAUUGCUCUCUCCCUGUCUUCUCCAGUACCAACCUCUAAACAACCAACUAGGGUUAAAGGCACAAAUGGACUUGCUUUGGAUGCAGAUAAGCUCCUUGUGCAGUGCAGUAAUGUUUCUGAGUUGUUAUCUGCCAUUCCUAAAUUUACCCUUGCAAAGGCCUCUUUGAGAUGUCAUGCCCAUGCUCGUGCACUGAUGUACUUUGAAUCAUAUGUGCGGGAGAAGUCUGGCUCUUUCAAUCCGGCUGCUGAGAGCAGUGGCUUCUUUUCCGAUGACGACAUCUCAUUUCUCAUGGAGAUAUAUAGUGUUCUAGAUGAGCCUGAUGGCCUUUCAGGCUUGGCAAAUCUGCGGAAAUCAUCUACCCUGCAAGAUCAGCUUCUAAUAAAUGAGAAGGCAGGAAACUGGGCAGAAGUUUUAACAUUCUGUGAGCAAGCUCUGCGGCUGGAGCCUGAUUCAGUUCAAAGACACUCUGGCGUUCUGAACUGUUUGUUAAAUAUGUGCCACCUUCAGGCUAUGGUAACUCAUGUUGAUGGUUUGAUAUGUAGAAUACCUGAUUUUAAGAAGAGUUGGUGCAUGCAAGGUGUGCAGGCCGCUUGGAGGCUAGGCAGGUGGGAUCUAAUGGAUGAGUACCUUUCUGGUGCAGAAACAAAUGGUCUGAUCUGUGGCAAUUUUGAGAAUAAUGCUUCCUUUGACAUCGGGCUUGCCAAGAUUAUUCAGGCAAUGAUGAAGAAAGAUCAAUUCUUAGUUUCCGAGCGAAUUGCACAGUCUAAACAUGCAUUACUUGUCCCCUUAGCUGCUGCAGGCAUGGAUUCCUAUAUGCGGGCCUACCCAUAUGUAGUGAAGCUUCAUCUGCUCUGUGAGUUGGAAGAUUUUCAUGCUUUUUUAGGGGAUGAGUCAUUUAAAGAAAAAUCAUUCAGUCCUGAAGAUCCAAAGUUUGCUAAAAUCAUGAAGGACUGGGAUAAUAGACUGAAAUUUACACAACCAUCACUUUGGGCUAGGGAGCCACUCCUAGCCUUACGCAGACUAGUCUUUGGUGCAAGUGACCUGCGUGCACAAGUAGGUAACUGUUGGCUUCAAUAUGCUAAGCUUUGUCGCUCUGCUGGCCAUUAUGAAACAGCUCAUAGAGCAAUAUUGGAAGCGCAUGCUUUAGGCGCUUCUAAUGUGAACAUGGAGAAGGCAAAGCUUCUAUGGAGCACACGAAAAUCUGACUCUGCUAUAGCUGAAUUGGAGCAAUGCCUUCUGAAUAUGCACGUGGAAGUGCUGGGCAAUGCCGUUGUUUCAUCAUUGGCUAGUCUUUCACUUGGACUGCCAAAUCCUCCAUUACUUUGUUCCACACAAGCAUCAAAAGAGAAUCAAGAAGUGGCUAAAAUCAUUCUUCUCUAUACAAGAUGGAUCCAUCACACUGGCCAAAAACAGAAGGAAGAUAUUAUAAAUCUAUAUUCAAGAGUCAGAGAGUUGCAACCAAAAUGGGAGAAUGCAUACUUUUUCAUGGCGAAGUAUUUUGAUGAUCUCCAUGUUGAUGCCAGAAAGCGGCAAGAGGAUAACUUGCUGGUUGGACAUGGUUCGUCAGCUGGUGCUGGUAGUUCAUUAAAUCCUGCAGCUGAUGAGAAGCCCUGGUGGUCUUACCUUCCUGAUGUGUUACUGUUUUAUGCUAAAGGCCUUCACAGAGGGCACAAGAAUUUAUUCCAAGCUCUACCAAGAUUGCUAACGCUCUGGUUUGAAUUUGGAAGUAUGUACCACAGAGAUGUAUCAUCAACAAAUAAACCUAUGAAAGCUGUUCAUGCACGGGUUUUAAGUAUCAUGCGUGGUUGCCUGAAAGAUCUGCCAACAUAUCAGUGGCUUACAGUUCUGUCUCAGCUAGUCUCUCGCAUCUGUCAUCAGAAUGAAGAAACUGUUAGAAUCGUCAAGCAUAUUAUUACAUCUGUCCUGCAGGAAUAUCCACAGCAAGUUCUUUGGAUGAUGGCUGCUGUCUCUAAAUCAGCAGUAGCGGCUAGGCGUGAUGCUGCUGCUGAGAUAAUUCAAGCAGCACGAAAAGGGUUCCGCCAUGGGAGUGAUAAUAGCAAUCUGUUUGUUCAGUUUGCUGGCUUGAUUGAUCACCUAAUUAAACUGUGCUUUCACCCAGGACAGGCCAAGGCAAGGAAAAUAAAUAUCUCUACUGAGUUCAGUGCCUUAAAGCGAAUGAUGCCACUGGGGAUUAUAUUACCAAUUCAACAAGCCCUCACUGUCACACUUCCCUCCUAUGAUUCAAGCAAAACAGAUUCUCCUAGCUUCACUUUCUCAGCUGCUGAUCACCCUACAAUAUCUGGAAUUGCAGAUGAGGCUGAAAUUCUUUCAUCCCUCCAAAAGCCAAAGAAGGUUAUUUUUCUUGGGAGUGACGGUGUUCAACGUGCAUUCCUUUGCAAGCCAAAAGAUGAUCUUAGGAAAGAUGCUCGUAUGAUGGAGUUUACUGCCAUGAUAAACCGUCUCUUGUCCAAAUUCCCAGAGAGUCGAAGGAGAAAGCUUUACAUUCGCACAUUUGCUGUGAUCCCAUUUACCGAAGAUUGUGGUAUGGUUGAAUGGGUUCCACAGACUCGUGGCCUCCGUCAUAUUCUUCAAGAUAUCUACAUAACCUGUGGGAAGUUUGACCGUCAAAGGACAAAUCCCUUGAUCAAGAAAAUAUAUGAACAAUGCCAGGGUAAGAUGCCUGAUGAGGAGAUGUUUAAGUUGAAAAUUCUGCCAAUGUUCCCUCCUAUUUUUCAUCGAUGGUUCUUGACCACAUUCUCUGAGCCAGCUGCUUGGUUCCGAGCGAGGGUUGCUUAUGCCCAUACUACUGCUGUUUGGUCCAUGGUUGGGCAUAUUGUUGGGCUGGGUGACAGGCAUGGAGAAAAUGUUCUAUUUGACUCGACAACCGGAGACUGUGUUCAUGUCGAUUUUAGUUGCCUAUUCGAUAAAGGUUUACAGUUGGAGAAGCCUGAACUUGUGCCUUUUAGGUUAACCCAGAACAUGAUAGAUGGCCUUGGCAUAACUGGAUAUGAAGGCGUAUUUCUAAAAGUAUGUGAGAUAACCCUGUCUGUACUGAGAACACAUAAGGAGACACUCAUGAGUGUUCUUGAAACCUUCAUUCAUGAUCCCCUUGUUGAGUGGACUAAAUCUCACAAAUCCAGUGGUAUUGAAGUUCAAAAUCCUCAUGCACAGAGGGCUAUCAGUAACAUCAAAGCAAGGCUUGAAGGGGUUGUAGUUGGUGUGGGUGCAGCGCCAUCUCUUCCUUUAGCUGUGGAGGGCCAAGCCAGACGCCUAAUUGCGGAAGCCGUCUCACACAAGAACCUGGGAAAGAUGUAUAUAUGGUGGAUGCCCUGGUUUUAAUGACUUUUGCUGCCAUCGUGAUGGUGUACUUUUGGGGACAUGAAGUAACCAAUUCAUGGUUCUUGAGCCCUUGCAUUUCUAAUGAUUGAGUUCUACUUGUGAAACUUGAAGCUAGAAGCUUUUGAUGUUCACUCUUCCUCUCUUUUGCAUUUUAUAAUGAAAUAAUGAGCCAAACAUGAAGAUGAAGCGCAAGCAAGCUGUGAUGAAUAUAGAAAACCUUACGAGAGAUUUCUACGUGGAAUGAAGAAAGCAACUAGCACUAUUCUGUGGCUGGACUACUCAGGCUGUUGCUGAGUCGGGCAAAUGUUACUCUCCCAUGAAUUAUAUCAAGAAAGUUGUGCCCUACUAAAGAAAUCAGGUAAUUUUCCCACAACUAUUUCAACUGUUAAAAAUCAUUGUUCAAAUUCUACAGACUUAUUAAAUUGAGGGCAGUGAAAAUGAUAUGAA